AUGUCAUCAAGUGCUCAUGAGUUGUUUAGAUCUAUUGAACCAUAUCUAACCAAUUGGUGGAUUAUCUGUAUAGGAACAUACGUGUUGUUCAGCAUAUUAACAUGGAUCAAUGAACGUAUUUUGAUGAAAAAGCUUGGUGCCAAACCAAUACAAUUCAUUGCUCCUGAUCCAUUUUGGGGCAUUCCAUUAAUGUUCAGACUUUUGAGGAAGAAAAAGGAUGGAACCAUGGUAGAUAUGACAAAGGAAAGAUUCGAAGAAUUCGGAAUCGAGACUUUUAGUUUUCGAGUAGGUGGAACUCCUGUUAUAACGACAAAGGACCCAGAGAAUAUUAAAGCGAUGUUGGCUACUCAAUUCAACGAUUUUGCGUUGGGGAAAAGACACACUUAUUUUAAACCGUUAUUGGGAGAUGGUAUUUUCACAUUAGAUGGAGCAGGAUGGAAGCACUCACGGGCGAUGUUGAGACCACAAUUUUCUCGGGAGCAAGUUGCGCAUGUAAGAGCGUUAGAACCUCACUUGCAGACGCUUGCUAAACACAUCAUAAAUUCUAAGGGAGAAAGAUUCGAUAUCCAGCCGUUAUUUUUUAGAUUAACCAUUGACAGUGCUACGGAAUUUUUGUUUGGUGAAUCGGUGGAAAACUUACAUGAUGAGAGCGUUGGGCUUACUAGAGAUCCUGUUGACUUUGACGGUAAAUCUGGAUUUGCCGAUGCGUUUAAUACCUCUCAAGCAUGGUUAGCCUCAAGAGCUGUUAGUAAAAAUUUGUCUCUCUUUGUUGAUGGUAAGGAAUUCAGGAAUUCGAAUGCUAAGGUCCAUAAGUUCGCUGAUUACUACGUCCGGAAAGCUUUAGAAGCUUCUCCAGAAGAUUUAGAAAAAGCGUCAAGGGAUGGAUAUAUUUUCUUGUAUGAAUUAGUCAAACAAACUAGAGAUCCAGUUAUUUUAAGGGACCAAUUAUUGAACAUAUUGUUAGCAGGAAGAGAUACUACAGCCGGUUUAUUGUCAUUCACAUUUUUUGAAUUAGCACGCAACCAGGAUGUCUAUGACAAAUUAAAAGAGGAAAUAUAUGAAAAGUUCGGAGAGGGAGAAGAUUCCAGAGUUAAUGAAAUUACAUUUGAAUCGUUGAAGAAAUGUGAAUUUUUAAAAUGCGUUUUGAAUGAGAUUUUAAGAUUGUAUCCUUCGGUUCCUCUGAAUACGAGAUGCGCUACCAAGAACACCACUUUACCUAGAGGCGGCGGACCGGAUGGACAAUCCUCAAUAUUCAUCCCGAAAGGUAAGAGUGUCCUUUAUUCUGUUUAUGCUACUCACCGAAACCCAAAAUAUUAUGGAAAGGGUGCAGAAGAAUUCAGACCUUCGAGAUGGUUAGAACCAGAGAUAAGAAAAGUGGGUUGGGCAUUCUUACCAUUUAACGGUGGCCCAAGAAUUUGCUUAGGCCAGCAGUUCGCAUUAACAGAAGCUUCUUAUAUUAUUGUUAGGUUAAUACAAAUGUUUCCUAACUUGAAUAGUUUCUGUGAAAAAUAUCCUCCUAGGAAGAGUUCGCAUUUAACAAUGUGCCAUCAAGAUGGUGUGUCUAUUGGAAUGUUUUAA
This is a messenger RNA of Debaryomyces hansenii CBS767, 1578 nucleotides long. RefSeq names its product cytochrome P450. Lineage: Eukaryota; Fungi; Ascomycota; Pichiomycetes; Serinales; Debaryomycetaceae. The coding region runs from base 1 to 1578 and encodes 525 amino acids. The record is from RefSeq and is a predicted model, not a curated record. The transcript has a single exon. Gene Ontology annotation, molecular function: heme binding; oxidoreductase activity, acting on paired donors, with incorporation or reduction of molecular oxygen, reduced flavin or flavoprotein as one donor, and incorporation of one atom of oxygen; iron ion binding.